UAUUUUAUUGACCAUGACUUGUUGAGGUUUCUAAAUGGAAAAAGGUCAUUUUACUUAAUUUUACACAAAUUAAAAAUGCUAGCUGUACUUAAUUAAUGUCCAUUAUGCUACUAAUAAUUCCACUAAUUUAAUCCAUAAAUUCCAAAACCAAUUUUUUUUUGUUUGCUUGCAUUGGCCACGUCAGCAAAAUAGAUACGGGAUCUCCAUAUAAUAUUUAUUAUUAUUAUUAAUGGUUUUAUUUAUUUAUCAUAUAAAAAAGAAAUUUAUAAUAAUUGUCUUUUGCAUUUAUUCUCAGCAAAACCAAGAGAAAGAGCAUCGCCACGUGGCAAAGAGUAAAAAACAAUUAGAGAUAAUGUUAUCCUUUUAAGAAAAGUCAUACACCACUGAUUUAUUUAUUUAUUUAUAAACAAAUCAAUUUCAAGGCUAUUAUUUACAUAUUAGUUAGUUACAGCACUCAAAAUAAAUUUUAUUAUUUGUGUUUAUAUCUGUCACAUCUUUAUAUAUUAAAAGUGCCUAUUUAACGGCAUUUCUUGGUUUAACAGAAUAUACCUUAAAAUAAAAGAAUAUUCUGUUAAUUUUAACGGAGAAAACCAAAAUAAAUUCUGCGAUUCCUCUUUCUUCUUUAACAAAACCCUAUUGCGAUUCCAUUUAGUCUAUCUCUCAGUCGUCAACCAGUCUCGACCGACUAACUCAUUCGUUCUCUCACUCCUUCGUCUUCUCACCAUCGCCGCAAGCAUGGUUCGGUUAACUGCUGGUACAUCAUCACCUCUGAACAUCAUCACCUCAAUCGAAGAACAGAAUGCAACCUCAGAAAAGAAAGCUUUGGAGCACAAGAAGGAGAUCGCUAAACGAUUGGGUCGUCCUGUUAUUCAGACAAAUUUUUACGAGGUAAUCAUGGGAAAAAUUCAUAUUCAAAUUCAUGUUGGGUGUAAAGUUUUUACCCCUUUUAUGUUUAGAAAUUUAAUUGUCUUAGGGCAUAUGCCAUGUAAUCUGAUGAAAGAGGUGGGUUUAUAUUUAUUUGUAUGAUUUGGUUUAUCUUCAGGAUGAUACAGCAUUUGAGAAGCAGAGUGCUCUUUUUGCUCUUGUUGUUUCAGCUAUGGAGCCAUGGCUGCCUGCGACUUGGUCAAGCAGAGUCACUUUUAUCGUCGAUGAUUUUCACUCUGCUAUCGAAGAGUACGACUUCAAUUCUGAAAUUGGGACUAAGGUGAGGGGAACUGUUUUCUGUACUGAUAAUGGUGGAGCAUUGGUUAAUAUUACUGCAAAAUCUUCAACAUACUUACCUCUUCAAGAAGCUUCAAUCCACAGGCUAAAGCAUGUAGAAGAAGCAGGGAUAGUUUCUGGUUUGAAAAUGGAUUUUGUAAUUAUUGGUGAGAAUGAAGUAGAUGAUAGCAUAAUCUUGAGCUUGAAGGCUAUGUAGUAUGAUCUCGCAUGGGAAAGGUGUAGACAGCUCCAAGCAGAGGAUGUUGUUGUUAAGGGUAAGGUAAGUAAGUGCUGUAAUUUUAGGCAAGUUGGUUAGUUUAUUAUAGGUAUCAACAAUCUCAUGCUUGGUGUUAUAAAGAGUUGAUAAUGUAAACAAUGCUAAAGAAGUGAUCAUAGGAUUGUUUUAUUGUACUGUUUUUUAAUUCAGAAAUGUUGUUGAAAAUAAUGUACUCAGCUGAACCAAUGGAAGAUUAGGUAGAAGUUUCACUAUACUCUUUUUAGUUUUUCUAAUAAUAUUUCAUAUAUUAAGACUUUUUUUAAUACUUUUUUCUUCUAUUUUAAGAUCGCACAUUCACUUUAAUUUAUGUUACAUAAUAUUUGCUUUAAAAUCUGUAAAACUUAUGACUUGUUCCUCCAAAUUUUCUAUAAGUAAAUAUUAAGUGUUAUUUAGUGAUGACUUAUAUAUACCCAAAUUUAUUUGAAUAACCAAUUAUAAUAGCACAAAUAUUACUUUAAUAAAACGAAUCAUUCGUAUGAUCAUACUUUCACGUACAAUCUAAAUAAAAAAAAAUAAAAAAACUUAAACUUGACCUAAAACUAAUAUUUACGUGCCUCGGCACGUAACUCCUACCUAGUCUAUAUAAUAUACAUGAAUAAAUUUUUUAAAGAAUAAGCAUAUAUACUUUUCAAUGAAGUUUUUUUUAUUUUAUUUUUGAUUGCUUUUAAUAUUUCUAAAUGAGAUAAAGUUGCUUAUGCUUCAAUUUAUACAUAUUAUUUUUCUUAGAGAAAUGUAAUUAUAUUAUUUUAAAAGAGGAACUUCAUAAGUUUUGGCAUAUAUAUGUUUACAUACAUGUAUGACAAUGUUUUCUACUCAUUAUUUUUCAUUUAGUAAUAUUUGUAUGUU
Messenger RNA from Cannabis sativa, 2323 nucleotides. RefSeq names its product small ribosomal subunit protein bS1c-like. The transcript has 2 exons. The coding region runs from base 1097 to 1417 and encodes 106 amino acids. Gene Ontology annotation, molecular function: nucleic acid binding. Lineage: Eukaryota; Viridiplantae; Streptophyta; Magnoliopsida; Rosales; Cannabaceae. The record is from RefSeq and is a predicted model, not a curated record.